Penicillium subrubescens is the source of this 1161-nucleotide messenger RNA. Its product is annotated as TFIIH/NER complex subunit TFB4. The coding region runs from base 1 to 1161 and encodes 386 amino acids. Gene Ontology annotation, biological process: nucleotide-excision repair; regulation of DNA-templated transcription. Gene Ontology annotation, cellular component: transcription factor TFIIH holo complex; transcription factor TFIIH core complex. Lineage: Eukaryota; Fungi; Ascomycota; Eurotiomycetes; Eurotiales; Aspergillaceae. The record is from RefSeq and is a predicted model, not a curated record. The transcript has 2 exons.
AUGAAUUCCGUCGAUGCCUCCGAGCAUUACGAGCUCGGCGCGACAGACCUCGCUCCCUCUCUUCUCACUGUCGUCCUUGAUACAAACCCACACGCCUGGGCAGCGCUUGAAGGUUCCCUGCCACUUUCAAAAGCCGUUGCGAACAUUCUCGUUUUCAUCAACGCCCACCUCGCCUGUAACUACGCCAACGAAGUCGCAGUAGUUGCUUCCCACACUACAAAAGCAAUAUGGCUAUAUCCUGUCCAUAACGAUGCCAUCUCACAAGAAUCCGCGGAUCCAGACGGAGACGUCUCAAUGAAUGGAGAUAGCGUAGCAGCACCACAGACAAACAAAUACCGACCAUUCCGCUUGGUAGAGGAGCAAGUCACGAGGAAACUGAAAGAGCUCAUGGACUCGACAAGCAGCGAUGACCUCCGCGGCAACACUUCAACCAUGCUCGCCGGUGCUCUGACAUUAGCACUGAGCAACAUCAACCGGCGAACCAUCGCCUGGGCCGAGGAACACGGCGGCGCAGACUUAGAAGAUGCCGCCGGUGAUGGCGGCAGCGGAGGCGCAAGCGCAGGAGCAGGAGCAGCAGGGACCGGACCCGGCCGAUACUCCGCCUCGAACGACGACGAACGCCUCCAAAGUCGAAUCCUGAUCGUCUCGGUGAGCGGAUCCAGCGACUCGGCGCACCAAUACAUCCCCGUCAUGAACAGUAUAUUCGCCUGCCAGCGAUUACACAUCCCCAUCGAUGUGUGUAAGCUCAGCGGUGAUGCGGUCUUCCUGCAACAGGCCUGCGACGCCACUAAGGGCGUGUAUAUGGCUCUCUCCGAGCCGCGCGGUCUGCUGCAGUAUCUGAUGAUGGCGUUUUUGCCAGAUCAGCGCUCGCGAAGACACCUAGUUCUUCCGACACGGGUAGAUGUGGAUUUCCGCGCGGCUUGCUUCUGUCACCGGCGUGUGGUGGAUAUCGGUUACGUCUGCUCCAUCUGCCUCAGUAUCUUCUGCGAGCCACCACCCGGAAAUGACUGUUUGACCUGCGGCACUCCCCUUGACGUGGGUGAUUUUGGGUCCAAACCGGCUCUCAUCCCGAGAAAGAAGAAAAAGAAGAAGCGGGCUAAUGGGACUUCGACGGUUGGGACACCCAUGUCCACGGGGACGCCGACUCCUGGACCUGGAUAA